UUUUGUCCUUGAAUUUGCGGGAGCGCCAAAUCUGAAGUCGUAAUAUGAACAACAAUUUGUUGCGCUAUAAAUUUACUUGCAGUCCAUAGAUUCUUUUAGAAAAGAGGAUAUGCACGUACGUUCCCAUAUUAUUAAAUACAAAAUACCGGCCACAAAAUGAGAGUUUUCACGCUUAUAUGUGUUUAUUUCUGUGCCUUGGUUUAUGGACAAGUGGAUUUAUCGAACCUAGGUGCCAUCAUCGAACAGAACGUCAGGAGGAAUCUAGAGCACCUGGACAAUCUCAGUAGCCAUAUCCAUCACCAAAUGUUUCCCUUCAAUAAUCUAGGACAGCAAAUCCAACACGACGUCCAGUCUAGGCUGGGGGACAUCGAGGAUCUUGGUUCGAGGAUCCACAAUGAGGUGGAGCACAAUUUGUUACCAGUCAGGGCGAUGGCUCUGAGGUUGCAGAUGAUAAAUGGAAUAGGUGGAAAAACUGUUGUUGCUUUUCCUAAUGGAAAGAGGCUGAUAGCCAAAAACGGUAAUCUCUACGAAUGCAACGGAUCUGUGAACAGUCAGGGAGAUUGUGGAGGAUCCUUAUCGCCUUUGGACUUCAGUAAAAAUGAGAAUUACUGUUACAUGUAUCCCAACGUAAGGGUGAACAACUACCUAUGUUUCAGCAGUAAUUCCCAAGGAGUAUCUGCAAAUAUCAUAAACGGAAAAGUGUCUUGUUCCACCGUGGAUAACAAGCCUUAUCUUCUCAUAUCCGAGGAGGACUAUCAGAAGAUGUGCAGCAGUGUUGGAGGUCAACCCACUUACACAUAUUACUCAGAUGUCAACAACUCACAUGGCGUGACUAUUCCGAACGAUAAUCCGUAUGUGAAAUGUAAAGGGAACACUCCCAACGUCUGCGUCUUCAACUGAAGAAUUUUUAAAACAAAAAUGAAAUCUUGCCCUUGCUACCAAAAAAAUCCAAUAAAGUAAUUAGUGAUA
Molecule: messenger RNA, 969 nt
Organism: Coccinella septempunctata (seven-spotted ladybird)
Lineage: Eukaryota; Metazoa; Arthropoda; Insecta; Coleoptera; Coccinellidae
Exons: 4
Coding region: 157-900 (247 amino acids)
Source: RefSeq, a predicted model, not a curated record